GUGAGUCUCCCACCAUAGUGUAGGAUAUCCUCACACCAAGUGCAUCACCGAAAGACAAACAAGUGGAGCCAUGAGUUCAGAUCCGGAGAUGGAGUGUUUUGGCCCGGCGGCCGUGUACCUUCGGAAACCAGAAAGGGAGAGAAUUGAGGCUCAAAACACUCCUUUUGAUGCCAAAACAGCUUACUUUGUAACAGAGCAAGCUGAGAUGUACCUGAAGGGUAAACUAGUGAAGAAGGAGGGAGGCAAAGCUACUGUUGAAGUUCAGGGUGGAAAGACUCUAACCGUGAAGGAAGAUGAAAUCUUCCCCAUGAACCCACCGAAGUUUGAUAAAAUUGAGGACAUGGCCAUGAUGACCCACCUCAGUGAGCCUGCUGUGCUGUAUAACCUCAAAGAGCGAUAUGCAGCAUGGAUGAUCUACGUAAGU
Messenger RNA from Cyprinodon variegatus (sheepshead minnow), 424 nucleotides. Its product is annotated as myosin heavy chain, fast skeletal muscle-like. The annotation marks the transcript as partial. Gene Ontology annotation, molecular function: cytoskeletal motor activity; ATP binding; actin filament binding. Gene Ontology annotation, cellular component: myosin complex. Lineage: Eukaryota; Metazoa; Chordata; Actinopteri; Cyprinodontiformes; Cyprinodontidae. The record is from RefSeq and is a predicted model, not a curated record. The transcript has 4 exons.